AUGAAGAAGAAAACUGUACAUACCUUAAAUGUGGGCAGUCAAGAGUAUGAAGAUACAGAAGGCGAAGGAGACAGAAAUAAUACUGUUACCACUGUUCUGUUGUACAAUGAAGCCGACAAAUGUCCAAUAUGUCUUAAUUGCCUAUUGGAGAAAGAAGUUGGUUUUCCAGAAAAUUGUAAUCAUGUCUUCUGUAUGACCUGUAUUCUUACAUGGGCAGAGACAUUGGCUUCAUGUCCUAUUGAUCGAAAACCUUUUCAGGCAGUGUUUAAAUUCAAUGCAUUGGGAGGUUGUAUUAAGGUUCAAGUAAAAAGACGGCCAGGAAAAACAACAGACAAGAAAAAUGAAAGCUCUUUUAAGAAACAGCUCUCCUGUUAUGAAAAUUCUAAAAGCUGUAUAAGAAAAAAAGCUAUCAUAAGAGAAGAUCUAUUAAGUACACAAUUAUGUGACUUGAAGAUGAUACAUAGAAACUCUUCAUACAGGGAAACAGGGGAAAAGAAAAAUGCAACAAUAAAGAUAAAUAAGCCUCAAAGAUCAAACUGUACAAAUCAAUGCUUCAGAAGUUUUUUCUCCAAUAUAUUUUCUUCUAGUAGUCACACUGGAGAAUCUUCUUAUAUCCAUAGAGCAUACUGUACAGAAUUUGUAGAAGUCAGUGAAAUCAGUGCAGUGAUUAGGGAGAAAAGACGAGAACUGGAAUUUUCAUGGUUUCAUGAUACAGUACCGGGACUUGGAAGAAAUGAUUUUAUACCCUGGAAUAUUGAAACUGAAGUCCUUCCUCUCGUCUCUUCUGUGUUUCCAAGAACUAUAUUUCCAACAAGUACUAUAUCUUUAGAAAAUUUUGGUACUUCUUGUAAGGGAUAUGCAUUGGCACAUACUCAAGAAGGAGAAGAGAAGAAGCAAACUUCUGGCACAUCAAAUACCAGAGGAUCGAGGAGAAAACCUGCAGCCACAACUCCUACAAGAAGAUCUACACGUAACACGAGAUCUGAAACAGUUAGUCAGUCUCAGAGGCCCCCAGUAUCAAAUAAUUCUGAAUGUGAUGCCCCAGAUGGCAGUAAUCCAUCUGUAAGUGUUUCCUCUUCAGCUGAGUCAGAAAAACAAUUGAGACAGCCUCCAAAACGGAAAUCUGUAAGAAGAGGGAGAAAACCACCUAUACUGAAAAAGAAAUUACGGAGCUCUGUACCCCCCCCUGAAAAAUCAUCUUCCAGUGAUUCAGUAGAUGAAGAAACAGUAGAAUCUGACACACCACCUGUGUUAGAGAAAGAGCACCAAUCAAACAUAGCAAGUAGUAACACUUGUACUGUGCAGACAGAUGCAGAAAAUAAGUCUGCUAAUGGCUUGAGAAAUUGGAGUGAACAUACAGACACACAUGAGGAACAUACUGACAACCAUGAUAUAGAGGAAACAGUAAAGGCUUCAUAUUCUGAGGCUUAUACCCAAGAUCUUCCUAUGCUAGUUGGAGUGGAAGAAGAAAUUCAAGAAGUUGAGAAUACAGGUAUAGAGGCUUUGUGUAUAGAAAGUGACAUUUCUAAAAAUAUUUCUGAAAAAGGAGGUGAUCUGUUGGAAAAUCAAGACCAAAUAGCUGGACCUUUAGAAUCAGAGGUAAAAACGGAUACGUGCAUGGAUCAUCCUCCAAAUGAUUUUCUUAAAUGUUCAGGAUCUGAAAUUGAGUUACACCAACCUGUAUCUAGUCCUGUAGGUGAAUUAUCAGAGAACACUGAGUCAGUGGUUAACGAAGAAAAAAUUAAAGAGAGUCUUAUAGUAGAAAUUACUGAUUCUAAUAAUAAAGAUUCUACAGUAAUAGAUUCUAAUAAUAAAGAUUCUAUAGUAAAAACAGAGCAGCUUUUAGAGAGUUCCAAGUUAGACUCUUCUGAGGAUGAAAAUAUACAAACAGUGGACAGAAAAUCCACUGAGAGCUCAGAGGUUCAGUUGCUUCAGGAUAUUGAAACUAAAGAUGCAGAAAUAAUUGCAGAGUGUGAUAGUUCAGGGAAAGAAGAUUUCAAUAGUACAGAAGACUCUGAAAGUAAUUUAUCAAAGAAUGAUCUUGACAAUACAAAAUUAGACACAUGUUUAGAAGAAAAGAGAGAAUCUCUGGGUGAACAUCUCAUAUCUACAGAUUUGCCUAACACACACACUGAAAAGAUUCAGAAGUAUUUUAGUGAGGACAAUAAUGAAAUGACACCUAUGGACUGUGAUUCAUUUUGUAGUGACCAGAAUGAAUCUGAAGUUGAACCAUCUGUAAAUGCUGAUUCAAAGCAAGUGAAUGAAAAUUCUGUGGAGCAUAGUACUGAAAAUAAUAUACUACCUUCUGAUCCUGUAAACAAAAAGGAUGAAACUGUGUCUCAACCACAUGAAAGCCCAAUAAAUAUAGUAGAUAAAGCCAAAAAGCCUCGUACUCGAAGAUCUAGGUUUCAUUCCCCAUCUACAACUUGGUCUCCCAACAAAGACACUGCACAAGGAAAGAAGCGAUCUCAGUCUCCAUCUCCUAACAAAGAAACUGGAAAAGAAAGCAGGAAGUCUCAAUCACCAUCUCCUAAGAAGGAAUCCACAAGGGGACAGAGGAAAUCUUGUUCUCAGUCCCCUAAAAAGAAUGUUGCAAGAGAAAGGAGGCAAUCUCAGUCUCAUUCUCCAAAAAGAGAUAAUACUCGGGAAGGCAAAAGAUCCGAAUCACUCUCCCCAAGAAAAGAAACAUCUAGAGAGAACAGAAGAUCUCAGUCCAGAGUAAAAGAUUCUUCUCCAGGAGAAAAAUCCAGGUCCCGGAGCAGAGAAAGAGAAUGUGAUAGAGAUGGGCAGAGGAGAGAUCGAGAUAGAGAAAGGAGAACCAGAAGGUGGUCUAGGUCCAGAUCUCAUUCUAGGUCACCAUCAAGAUCUAGAACAAAAAGCAAGAGUUCAUUGUUUGGUAGAAAUGAUAGAGCCAAUUACUCUCCUCGGUGGAAGGAAAGAUGGACAAGUGAUGGUUGGAGAUGUCCACGAGGAAAUGAUCGCUACAGAAAGAGUGACCCAGAGAAACAAAAUGAAAAUACAAGGAAAGAGAAAAAUGACAUCAGUCUGGAUACUGAUGAUCUCAAUUCUGACAAACGUAGAAAUGACUGUCCCAGUUGGGUCACAGAAAAAAUAAAUUCAGGGCCUGAUCCAAGGACCAGAAAUCCAGAAAAGUUAAAAGACACUCACUGGGAAGAAAAUAGAAAUGAAAAUUCAGGGAAUUCUUGGAAUAAAAACUUGGGUUCAGGUUGGAUGUCUAAUCGUGGCAGAGGUAACCGUGGCAGAGGCACUUAUAGAGGUGGUUUUGCCUACACAGAUCAGAAUGAAAAUCGGUGGCAGAGUCGUAAACCCCUUUCAGGAAAUUCAAAUAGUUCAGGGAAUGAGUCCUUCAAGUUUGUGGAACAGCAACCCUACAAACGGAAAAGUGAACAAGAAUUUUCAUUUGAUACACCAGCAGAUAGAUCAGGGUGGACGUCUGCAUCUAGUUGGGCUGUGAGAAAGACUCUCCCGGCAGAUGUACAAAACUAUUAUUCACGAAGAGGGAGGAAUUCUUCAGGUCCACAGUCCGGAUGGAUGAGACAAGAAGAGGAAACAGCUGAACAAGAUUCUAACCUGAAAGACCAAACAAACCAACAAGGUGAUGGUUCUCAGCUACCUAUAAAUAUGAUUCAACCACAAGUGAAUGUAAUGCAGCAACAAAUGAAUGCACACCACCAGCCUAUGAAUAUCUUCCCUUAUCCAGUGGGUGUUCAUGCUCCUUUGAUGAACAUCCAACGUAAUCCAUUUAACAUUCAUCCUCAGCUGCCCUUGCAUCUCCAUACAGGAGUGCCUAUCAUGCAGAUACCGCCUCCUACCAGUGUAUCUCAGGGACUGCCACCACCACCUCCCCCUCCCCCACCAUCCCAACAAGUCAGCUACAUUGCUUCACAACUAGAUGGAAAGCAAUUACAGGGUAUUCCCAGUGCUUCUCAUGUAAGUAAUAACAUGAGUACACCAGUCUUGCCUGCUCCAGCAGCAGCCCCAGGAAAUGUGGGAACAGUUCAGGGACCAAGUUCUGGUAAUACUUCAUCAUCAAGUCACAGCAAAGCCUCUAAUGCUGCUGUAAAUUUGGCAGAAAGCAAAGUAAGUGUUACAGUGGAAGCCAGCGCAGAUAGCUCGAAGACAGACAAGAAAUUACAAAUUCAAGAAAAAGCAGCUCAAGAGGUAAAAUUGGCCAUUAAACCGUUUUACCAAAAUAAAGAUAUCACCAAGGAAGAAUAUAAAGAGAUUGUACGGAAAGCGGUAGAUAAAGUCUGUCAUAGUAAGAGUGGAGAAGUAAAUUCUACUAAAGUGGCAAAUCUGGUCAAAGCCUAUGUAGACAAAUACAAAUAUUCACGGAAGGGGAGCCAGAAGAAAAACCUGGAGGAACCUGUGUCAACUGAAAAAAACAUAGGCUGA
Messenger RNA from Orycteropus afer afer, 4416 nucleotides. It is a transcript of the gene SCAF11, whose product is annotated as SR-related CTD associated factor 11. Gene Ontology annotation, molecular function: RNA binding. The record is from RefSeq and is a predicted model, not a curated record. Lineage: Eukaryota; Metazoa; Chordata; Mammalia; Tubulidentata; Orycteropodidae. Gene Ontology annotation, biological process: spliceosomal complex assembly. The coding region runs from base 1 to 4416 and encodes 1471 amino acids. The transcript has 14 exons.